UUAAAAACUAAAUUUUUGGCAGUGUGAUUGUCUAGUAGCGAAUUUCCGUGAGUUGUCGGUAAAAACAAAACAAUAUUUUUCAAAUGGUCAGCGUUAAACUAUAUAUUUUUCUAUGAAAUAGAUUUUUGCCUAAAUUAUAUUACCUUAAAUACGUAUUCAGGAAUAUAUAAUAUUAUUACUUAACCCAUGGGUUUCCUAAAAGGUAAAUGUAUAUAUAAGUACAUUGGCUUAAAAUAUUGCAACCUAAAUACAUAUAUUAUAUGUGUCAUUAUUUUGCCUGCAUAAUAAGAUCCACCCGUGCCUUUUCCAAGAUAAAUAAUAAGGAUCUGUCUAAUUCCAUUCCAUCAAGAUAGGAUAUUGUUUCAUAUUUUAAAGGCUUUUAGGUUAUUUUAUAAAAUCCUGUAUAUUUACACAAUAAACGUGAAGGUGAAACAGCUCGAUUCUACGUUUAGGUCUUUUAAAUCCCAAAACACUGCAUUAUACCAUUGUUAGAAGUAUCUACCAUAUACAUCUUAAAAACGUAUUUUCAAAAAACAAUAAUUAAUAUGAGGGGGUCCUAGAAAUAAAUGUUUGUCACACUUUACAGUUUGUCAAUUUAAGACUACUUCCGAACGCAAAAAAGGACAAUAAAGGCAAUAUUUUUAUUAUUAUUAUAUAUAUCUUCUUCUAACGGGCGUGCUGUAUAAUGUUAUGUUUCAUUUUAGAGAGCUAUAAUUACGUUAUUGAUCAAUCUAUAGAAAUCUGUCUACAAAAAUUUCGCUACCUAGUUAAGUUGUCAAAAUCAAUCCGGCUGUAUUUUAGUAUAUUGUAGGAUAAUUGCAAUGUAUUGUUUAUUAUCCUUUUUUGAGCCAUAUCAUAUUUACGUAUUUCAGCCCUACAUUUUUUUUAUUAUCUUACCACAUUUUACGAUAUUCCAGCAUGUUCUAACCUCGGAAAUUAUUCUUAUAAACGAAAACAAAACUAAAGCAAUAAUUGCCAAUUUUGAUCCCGAAAUCUGGUUACAAUAUAUUAAAUCGCAGUCGUGUUUCUUUAGAUCGUUAAUAUAUAAUUAUUCAUGUCCAUACUUAUAUGUAAUUUGAACAUUAGGUAUCAUUAGUGAUUUUUUGAGUACUUACCUAUCAUUACUUAUUCAUUAAUGAUCGUUUAUAUCGAUUAAUUGAAUCGUUUAUUGCUGCCAGACUUAUUAAAAUGUUAUUUAUAUAAUUUUAUAAUGAAAAUUAAAUAAUUGGAAUAUUUUUGUACCAUUGCGAAAUGCAAUUUUAUAAUUAUAACGAUGUAGGUCGAAAUUUAAAAAUGCCGCCAUAGUAUAGACAGCGUACGUGAAAUGUUUUUAAUUCUAAGAUUUAAUUAUGGCGGAUGGAGGUUGAAAUAAAUUGUAAAAUAUUUUACAUUCGUAUACCCUACCGAGACAAAAGAUAUCUACAUGUAAUUGAUCAAAUUUUAUUUGCGCCGCGCGGGUGUCGUGUGGGACGGGCGACAACGAGAUAUGGCGGAGAAUAGGGGUUCGGAUAACGUCGUCAUGCCGGACAUUACCGAAGUUUCCGAAGCCGAUCCGUUGUCGGCGGCGGCCGAGCACGAGGCGGAGCGCAACGAAGGGAACUCAGUUUUACCAAGUGGAAUCAAAACGGCGAGGCUGUCGAGCGAUUCUAACGGGGUGGUGACUGUGCCCGUAUCGCUGCCUGUGGGCACGCUCAUCACUGGCACCACCUUUAACGUGAUCACGUCAGACCAACUCCCGCAUUUCAAGCCGAUGAUAUGCGUGGAUAACGGAUUCAUAUCGGGCGGGCCGGUGAGCGAGGACAUAAAGGCGACGCACAUAGUGAUACAGAACCCGUCAACGACGCCGCCGCAGCGGCAGGCCCAGGGUCACGAGGUGGCGGCGACUGCGCCGGCGGUGCGAGCGGCAAGCGCGCGCUCUUGGGCCGAGACGGCGAACAUGCCGAUCCUGUCCGUGCGCUGCAAGAAUACUUCUGCUGAGCUCCACAAGCAUAAGUUCGGCUCGGGCGGGCGCGGUCGCUGUAUCAAGUACGGACUGGAAUGGUAUACGCCUAGCGAGUUCGAAGCGCUGUGUGGCCGCGCCUCCAGUAAGGAUUGGAAGCGGUCCAUCAGGUUCGGCGGCAGGAGCAUCCAGGCGCUGAUCGACGAGGGCAUCCUGACGCCGCACGCCACCAGUUGCACUUGUGGGGCUUGUUGUGAUGAUCAGUCAGCCAUGGGACCCAUAAGACUAUUCACUCCUUACAAAAGGCGCAGGCGGAACGCGGAGGCCGAAGAAAAAAAAUCUUCGAAGGUGAAGCGCGACAACAGCUUGGGUGAAAGCGAGGUGGACAACAUCCAUCAGUCGAGCAACAACAGCCACUCGAAGGAGGCGUGGCAGACCAUCGCCGAGGGUCUCGAGACCAACACUGACUACCAUAUACUCGAGAACUCGGAGCCACCGCCCGAUCCUGCGACAGUUACUCUGCCAGACAUGAGUGGCGUACUCAAGCGGCUGGAUGACAUCAGCCAGACGCUGGUGCGGCUCGCCGGGGAACUGAAGCAGUGUGUAGAGGACGUGCGGCUCGUGAGCUCCAGGCAGAUGGAGCGGCUCGAGCAGGAGCGCGCGUCCGCCCUCCUCGCUGCGAGUGUCGACGCGCAUGUCGAGGCCGAGCAGGUGUCGCUGCAUAAUGUCGAGGAGGCUGAAGCCAAGAAGUGCGCCAACUGCAACCGUGAGGCUUCAGCUGAAUGUUCCCUGUGCCGCCGCACGCCUUAUUGCUCAACAUAUUGCCAGAAGAAGGAUUGGGCGUCGCACCAGAUCGAGUGUCUGCGCUCGGUACCCACCAUUCAUGCAGAAUCGCAGCAGCACCAGUCGAUCAUGCUGAUAGUGGAGAGCCAGCAUCAAUAGUCCACGGGGCCGCCACACCUCAGCCGUGUGGUUCUGCGGUUUGUGCCAGAAGAUUAAACUGUGUGUAUUGGACUACAUGUUCACAUGUCUGCAGACUUCACUAUACUUCUAUAGUUUCUAUACAGUGACUUCUUUCAAGUGCCGUGUUGUGAUUGGUUAAGUGAUUAUGAACUAUUUACAAAGUAUGGACAAUCGUAUUCGCGUUGCGUACUUUAAAGUGAACUUACUCUAUUUUUCUACUAAUUAUUCACCUGUAUAUAACUAUGAAUUUUGGUUCAAAUCAAAUGGUGUAUGAAAUCACUCUUAUAUUUCUUAAUAAGAUUUCGAAACUGUUCAGGCAUUUGAUGAAGUGUAUGGGCUCUGUUUGAUAUUAUAUUGUGUUAUAUAAAUGAUGUAUAAUGUACUGUAAAUAAUUUUGUCAAAAUCUAGUAAACUUACGAAAGAAACUCAUAGCGGGUGGCCCAAAGGUACUUUUAUUAUUUUAAAAUGUGAUGAAAUACGCUAAAUUCUUUGUUAUUCUUUAGGAUACUUUAUUAAAUAUUAUUCUGUAAUAUAUAACGUCUCAUUAAGAAUUUCAAGCAACUAUGUAUUUUAAAUAUUGCCUUUAUAAAAAACUAUACAAGAUAAGUGUAUAAUAUAUCAUACCUUGAAAAUUUACUAAAUCUAAUACUUAAAAAAAUAGCAAUACAUUUCGCCUAUAUUUAAAAGUUCAGACAUACUGUCAAUUGUUGUAAAGUCCGUUUAAAGUUAGAAAUAGUCAUUAUUAGAAAUUAUCUAAAAUGAAUUGUCCGUUUAUUCACGUGUGUUUAUGUGGCAUUUAAUACUUAUUACAGUGCAGUAUUUUCAUAGUUAGUGCAUUUGCAUAUUUUGGUGUUCAAAGGCUGUUUAGAUAAACAGGGUGCAAUAAGCAUUUUCUGGUGUAAAAUUUGCAAAUUUUAUUUGCUAAUUUCAUAAUUAAUAAGUGUUAAAUUACCAUAAAAUAUUUUUUUUAUAUUUUUACUGUCAUGACACUGGCUUAUUACAUUUUUUACUAUAACUUUCUGGCAAAUACAGCUUGGCAAUGCACAAAUUGUGUCACAUGUAGUUGUAUGUUUUGUAGUCACUUUUUUUUAAUCUUUAUUGACAUUAUUUUGUUAUAUUUCUAUGUUGUUGCCUGUUUAAUAACAUUUUGAUUAUUUAUAGUCAGAGGGGGCUAUUUCCGUCUUUUUGCAAUUACAGUCCUUCCUAAACAAGACAGACAGUCAUUCGGUUUUUAGAUUCUUCUCCAUAAGGCUAUCAAAGUUGCCUUUCGCUUAGAAUCAUAAUUGUAAUAGACGGGUAUGCAACAUAGACGAUAUAGAGCACCCUCAUUAUACAAUUAAAAUGAAAAUAUUUGAUCUAUUGAGAAUCUUUUGUGUUGUACGAGACAAUAACGCUCAUACUGCAAUUUUCGUACAUAUGCUAUGCUAAUACAACUAUAUAAACAUUUGUGCCACUCAAAUUAUCAAACAUACAUAUUUUAAAUACUAAUAAUAAUACAAUGAGCUCUUAAACAAGUGCUUUGGCGUCAACUACUUUUGCUUACAACACAACCAUUAUCGGGCACUGUCAACGGCGAAAGCCCCAACACGUGUCCAAGAAAUUACAAGCCAGAAUAUAUCUGAACAGUCAGAACACACCUUGUUAGGAUUAAGAUUGCAAUAUUUGUCCUUGCCACGUUAAAUGUAAGCAAGUUUAACUAAUAUCACAUAUUUUACAAUAACAUAAGCAAUAAAUUAUAUUACAAUACAUAUUCAAGAUGAUAGAUAUAACACAAUAUUUAUAAAUGCGACAUACAUUAGGAUUUUAUGCUGAAGUCUUACAAAAUUAGUUUUCUCCAUUACAGUACUUGAAGCAGGUUAUAUAAUAGGUAAAUACAGAAUAAUAUACCUCUGGGACACUCAUUUUGUUCCUUAUUAUGUAGGAGUUGAAGUACAUUUUAAACUAUGUAAGAUCUAAGUGAUGUGGUUACCAUGUUGAGUGAAAGUGUAGUUAAAAUGUUCUGUUACCAAAAACUAAUGUAUUGUUUUAGUUUUUAAUUAUUGAAUAUCGGGUUCACUUGUAAUUUUAAUUGUUUACGAUUAGUUAUGUUUCUUUGUUACAACAAUAGCAAGCAAAAAAAUUAUUCAAUGAUAGUGCUGAAAAAUGAGUUCUUUUUUUCACAGUUAAUUCCUAUACUACAUUUAAAAUACUGCAAAUCAGCAUAAAUAUCACCGUUGACUUUUAAACUGACAUGGAUACUAAAUCUAUGUUGAGGGUCAUAUUUGCCUUUAACUGGUCUAAUCAUUUUGCAGUGGAGCAUUUACUUACUAUAGUGGUGAGAGAUAUUUUAGAACUAGUUUAUUCAUAUCACGCAUUAUAUUUUUGCGAGUUUUUGGAAGUUUAAAAUAUGAUGUCUAUUCUACAAAGGUAAUAAAAAGAAACAUGCUGUAUACAGGGUGUUAAUGUCGUUCGCUAGUAUGGUGUUGGUCACGAAUUAUUAUCGCAAAACAAAAAAAUAAAUAAUUGUGUAAUUAAAUUGUAUACAGGCUGAUUUUGACAGUAAGUAACAAAAUGAAACCAUAUAUCAAUCAUCAUAAAAAUAACAACAAUAAGGUUAUCAUACAAUAGAUGUAAGAUAAAAAGUGAAAGUUUCAAACAAAAUAAAUAUUAAUAACAAAAAAAUUAAAAUUUACACACCUAAUACGACUACGACUACAUUUGGACUAAACCAGAAAUUGUAAAAAUUAGAAAGUAAAACUUUGAUUUUUAGUGAUAAUAUUAUUCAUGAAUAUUUUUGGGCACAAUGUUAGUAGAUAUAAAGACUUAUGUGGUUUAGUUUAUUAACACAAUGUCAAAAUGAUCCUGUAUUUACUAUAUUGUAGUAGAAGUCAAAACCCAUUGAAUAUUAACACCCUGUAUACUUUUGUUUGAUAUUAAACAACGAAAUUGAUUGACUUAUUGUACUCUUAGUACUUCAUGCAUUGUACUUUAUUUUACAUUUGUUAUGUGAACCUGUUUUCACUUGUAAAUAUAAAUUAUAUUAGUGUAGUUGUAUUGGUUAUAAUGUAUGGAACGAUUUGUUCCAAUGCAAUAAAGAUAUCUAUAAUAAUAAGUAUUAAUAUAUAUUAUUUUCCAAGAACAGUGCACAGUAGAAUAACAAAUGAAUGUCUUGAGAAUAACAAAUGAAAAACGUGAAUGUCUUGUGUAUGCAAAGUGUGAGUCAGCAUGUGGGUGUGGAGUUGAAAUGUGUAUUUUAUGAGUCGUUAGACGUCGUUGGACGUCCACCUACAAUGUGGACGAACUACUUGGUAAAGGUCGCAGGAACACAUUGGAUGCAGGCCGCUUUCGACAGGUUCUUCUGUAAAUCUUUGGGGGAGGCCAAUUGUGGACUUUAUAUGGCUGAUGAUAUUUUCUGAAACGCUGGCAAACAAAAACUAAUCUAAAGUAUUUAACUGUUCUCAAAUAUUUUUGAGUUUAUUGAAGUUACUGAAUGUUGUAAAUAUUGUGUAUAAUUUUCACAUCAAAUCUGAAAUGUAUAUUGUAUUAGUUCGGUCACAAUUAUUAUAUUAUUAUAUAGUACGUAUAUAAUUCGCACGCGUUUGGAAUGAGACGAAUUUCGGAAUUGAUAACCCUGAGCAGCGUCGGCAAACUGAUGUUCAAGUGAUAAAAUUAAAUAAAUAUGAUUUUUAUUGUGAAUUUUUAUGUAUUUAAUUACAUAAUACAAAUAUGGGUAUUUUUUCAACAUCUAAAUAGUAAAGGAGGACAAAAUAUGCUAAAACCUUUUUAGUUUACAUAACAAUAAAAACAACAAGAAAGUUUUAAUCAAUAUAAAAUCAGAAAGUGACGAACGCUACUUACGCUCGGGUGUUGAUAUUUUUGAUUUACUUCAACAAUGUUUCAUCUGAUUCUCAUGGCGUGCGGAUUAUACGACAUUAUGUAAAGUUAUUUAAAUAACUAUAAAAAAACUAGCUGACCUGACAGACAUUGUCCUGUCUUAACUAUGUAUGCACGCGCGCAUUCUGUCGAUCGCUGACAGUUAUUUCAAACCACUGACAGUUAUGUAAAAUUAAUAAUGUCGUUAAGUUUUCUUAAAUUUUCUAAUUUUCGGCGCAAUUUUAUGUUUCUUUUCUUUCCUAAGAACCUUCCGACAAUUACAAACACAACAAAAAAAAAAUAGUGAAAUCGGUCCAGCCGUUCACGCGUGAUGGCGUAACCAAGGGAAAUAGUGAUCCAUUUUUAUAUAUAUAUAGAUAAAUAACUCUCAGUCUACAAUCUAUAUACUGUUUUGUUUAUUGAUUUCUAUAAUAUUUGAAUCGAAAGCACCACUCACCAUGUGAUCUAUAAUUUUUUUCAAAGACAAAACUAUCUUAUACAUUAUGAUCAUGUUUUGAAUCCUAUAAAUAACUACUGUCGGUUCUUGGAAAGUAAUUUCUUGUAUACAGGGUGGAUUUUCGAGAUGGAGACGUAAGGGCAGCUACUUUAACCGCUGUAACUACAACUUUGUUAGGUGACUGUCUAUUAUUUUUGAUGACUUUAAGGUCUAAAUUCCCAGAUUAUGAAGUCAAUGAAAUGAGUCUUGUAAUCCUUAUAAGCAACAGGAUCGAUUUGCAUCAAAAAAGUAUUGCAUAGUCCAUUUUCUUGCUGAACAUAUAUUUUUCAAAGUAUAUGAAUGCAGAUCUUAGCGAGUUAAAAAAUUAUGAUAGUCUCCUUAGAAAAUAUUGUUAUAAAUGGCCGCCCUUACUGCUCCAUCUCAAAAAUCCAACCUGUAUAUAGAGUGGGUAAUUUGUAUCAUUUGUCUCUACCAACUCGUUUACAAAUACUGGCUAGUUUAAUUGGUUACAUUCUGUAGUUUUUCUGUAGCGCCUGAUAGCUUACAGAAUUAACUACACAUUCAAAAUAAUAUAAUUAACAACAGCAAGUGUUUGUAAAUAUUGAGCUCGUAAGACAUCUAGUAAAAUUUACCAACAUUUGUGAACAUGAUAUGUAUUUUAUAUAUCUAUUUGCUCAAAUAUGUAAUUGAUUAAGUCGGUCAGCCGUCGGCUGUUUUACGUGUCUAUGUAAUUUUAUUAACAGGAACCAAUGCUCGCAGGAUUGUAUAAAAUGUGUAACAAUAUCGUAAUUAAUUGCUUUAUAAUAUCUCGCUUCAAUCAAUGUUCAAUAAAUACAUACAGUUUAAGAAUUUGUAAGAAUACUUCCACGUGUUGGCUGCUUCGGUAUAUCUGUGACCGAUUUGUCAUAGUUAUAUGUGUUGAACUAGUCGUAGCGCAUAUUAAUGGAGUAUAUAAGUGAUCUGAGAUCUCAACCGCUAAAUUCGGGUCGAUGGUGAAAAUGGACCAAUCAGAGCAAAGUUCGUUUGACAAGUAAUGUUGAUUGGUUAAUUUUUAACAAUAACUCGUAGGAACGGUUGAGAUUAAUUGGAGUAAGCAAAUUUCAUGAAGCUCAUAUUUUUGGCCGCUUUGAAGAUAGUAACGGGCUGUGUCAAUCAUUAUGUUAGUAUAGUACAUCACGACGACACUUAUAGGUGCUUAUUCUGCGGUUUCAGUGGCUUUGUGUAAAAAUUUGUCUAGAUCAUCAUGUGCGCCUUUUAGAGCCGUUUUCAAUAAACAAUCCCAUUUCAAUUCGAUUCCAAGAAUUAACCAAUCAAAAUGAGUCACUUGUAAGCAUAUCAGAAAAAAAAUUGUUAUGAUUAGUCCAUUUUUAAUAUAAAUCGAAAAAAGCGAUCGUUAUUAUUGAAAAUGGCGGUUAGUCACAUUUUAAGGGUUGUCGGCGCGUAUCAUACGCAUUUUAUGUAGUCCCUCAAGUAUAAAUUAAAGUAAUGUGCUUACUGUAGAGGAGCCAAAAGAUUAGACGUACAUUUAAUUCAGCAUUCACUGCCAAGUUUGUAGUCUGUAAAUAAGGAAGUCUAUUGAUUAUUCUAAGUCACAGUUUAGAUUCUGUGCUAAAAUAGACGUAUGUUUUAGUCUCAAAUCUGUUAUCUCGUUUCCAUAGACUAUGUGAGUAAUUAACAUAAAUGGCGGAUUCGUCCGCGUAUAGACUAAUCAAAAUAUGUUACUCAUAGACAAUGUAGUUAUGUAUGUGAAAGAAUUUAGAUUCGUUUCAGUAGUUGCCCCAAAAUCAUAAGCUUUCGAAACUUUGCAGUCAUAUACUGGUGGAUGUUUUAAAUAGGCGGUAAAGGAAACCACAUAUAACCCUGUAGCUAUUAUAAGAUUGUCUUCAAGGCUGUCUAUAAUUUUUUAAGAUAUAAAAAAGGGCAUUGAUAAGUAAAAAAAACUACACUAAGUUUCUAUUCAGUUUGUCUAUCAAUCGACCUUGAAUACAUAGUUUGGUAUGUUCAAAAACGAAUUAGGGUAAAGUGUAUGGAGUCAAUUUAUAACUAUUUCCAACCAAAAUAAAAUCUCAAACCUCUUUCGUUAGCACUGAAAAAGUUCUUGCAUGAAUUGUCUGGCAGUCUAUUUUUUUUCUAAAAUCUGAACGCAGAUUUUAAUGUUUUCAGAAAUAAUGAUAAUCUCCUAAGUCAGUUUUUUGUAGCUACAGCGGUUAAGGCCCUUGCUACCUCAUCUCAAAAAACCACCUUGUAAUUGUAGUGUAGUGUUUUAAAGCAAAUUUCUUCAGUCUGCUUAUGCGUUUUCGAAGUUUUGAUGCGCUUUUUAAUCUAUAUGUUCAUAAAUAAUGUAUAAAAUUAUAUACAAACAAUAAAAAAGGUCUUUGCAGACGAUUUCCUCCAAGUCCGUAGAUAUAGACUAGUACAGUGUAAUUACACCCGGUAUGAAGGUAGUCACGAGCAGUGACGUAGCUGGAGGGGGGCCGGUGGGGCACCCCAUGGGUUUAAAACCCAAUGAGGAUGGCAACCGAAGUUAGGGUCACCUGUUUCCAAGAGCCUAACUUUACUGAAUCCAAAAUUCAAUCCGGUCAUAAAGUUUGAUGUUGAUAUUCAUUAGAUUGUACUGUAAUAGUGUAGUAAUUGACCAAGCAGCCAACUUGUGGAGGCGUGACAGUUAUAGGCCUUGCUGGCAGCGUAUACAGGUUUUCACCAAACUGUAUGAAAUCAUAAUACCCAAUGCCGUCAGAAUUUAUCUUAUUAAACACUGAAAACUUAACAUCUAUUUAUGCGCAGUCCAAUAUAUAUUUUUAUUCUAAGCCGCAUAUAGUGUUACUUACCAUCACGCGGAAGGCAUGUCCGUAAUCUGUAAUGGGUUUAGAAAUCAUUAGUGAAGUUCCUCGCACUGUUUAGAUGUGCGCUGUGUCGGGGAGUCAUCUUAAGAUAUAAACGGGUCGGUGAAAACCGGAUACGCACGCUCAUAAUGUAGCAAUUUUAAUGUACAGUCAUUUCAAUUCAAAUGUCGAUAUAAGAUGACGGUAUACGGUUAUUACAUUAUUUAUCAGUUAUCGAUAGAACAAUAUUAAUAAACAGGAUGUUAAGGAAUAAACUUAUAUUGAGUUUACUCGCGUCUACACAUGGAUUUGCUUGCGGGAAAAUCCUCUGUAAUGAACUACUUUUCCGGGAUAAAAUUUUUCAUGUGCCCAUAUGCCAAAUAGUUUUCAAUUCCAUUCAGUUUGUGUUUAUAAACAAAUAUUAAAUUCCUUAUCUUCAGAAACAAUCAAAUCCCUGCGAUGGCUACGGGUACCUUAUAGGUGUGCUAUUAUAACCAUCAAACCACCCGUCCGCAAUGCUACCUUGCGACUGUACUCAUACAUAAAACAUUAAAAUAAACCGUAAUACCGUCAUUUUAUGUCUCUGUUUCGGCUAGUAAGUAUGCCGACUAGACCUGUGCAAGUUUUCAAUAUUGUUUACACAUUUAGGUCAAAAGGCAAAUUAAAUUUGUUAAUUUCGUAAAAAUAUUUAUACGAGGAUGGAUCAGGUUUCUUUUUGUAUCGAUAACUGUAAGAUCAGUCUUCUUAGAAUGCAACAUAAAAACGAAACGAACUGCACUGUCGUUGCAUUGUGAUUGGUCGAGAGACUGAUAUGUGACUUACACGGUAGGCCCUCGACCAAUCACAAAACGACAUGGACCUUACCAUCGUGUUCGUUAUGCCACAUUAAAAUGUGGACUAGUCUUGACUAGCAUUGUUACUAUGGUUGCGGCGCUUACUAUAAGGCAAGUAAGUGGUUCGUCGCGAAAUUCAAUUGUAUAAAAUUAUCCUGAUGUUCUGGGAACACAUUAAUGCGAAUCGCUUGUUCUACAACUACAACUUUCCGGCUUAUGCGUAGACGCAGAUUAAAAGCAAAGCAAUCGAACGUUUCGGAUUUUGUGUUCCAGGAACUCGGGAGUCAGAAUUAUACGAUAAUUCUUCGGUGAUUGAGUUAAAAAUGUUAAUAUCAUAUCAAUACUUAACGAAAUAUCAUGAUGCUUCCUCGGACAUAUAAAUAUUACAACGCUUUGGACACUAUACAUAAUAAUAUAUGUGCGAAAUUAUACAGAUACACUUAUUGACGGACAUAUUUAUAUACAAAUUAAUUUGUUUUAGUAAAUCGUUCCAGCAUUGAUUAUUUAAGUUGUUAACGUUUGGCAUCGAAAAUGUUUAAACCAAAUAUCUCAUAAAUGUUUUUGUGUUGUAAAUACGGAAGUUGUUUUGUGUACAAGGUAAAGCGGCAUGUAUCAUGAAAUAAACUGUUCGGUGUUGUUUUA
Molecule: messenger RNA, 11508 nt
Organism: Manduca sexta (tobacco hornworm)
Lineage: Eukaryota; Metazoa; Arthropoda; Insecta; Lepidoptera; Sphingidae
Gene: Deaf1
Product: deformed epidermal autoregulatory factor 1
Exons: 5
Coding region: 1487-2881 (464 amino acids)
Biological process (GO): positive regulation of transcription by RNA polymerase II
Cellular component (GO): nucleus
Molecular function (GO): RNA polymerase II cis-regulatory region sequence-specific DNA binding; DNA-binding transcription activator activity, RNA polymerase II-specific
Source: RefSeq, a predicted model, not a curated record